UUCUCUCGGCCGCAGGAAGCAGAGGCGUGGAAGAGAGAGAAGCAAAGUUGGGAUUUUUUUUUUUUCUUUUCUUUCGUGCUGAUUUUUCCCCGCGUUAUUGUUUCGGUGCCCGUGACUUUCGGUUGGGGGGUUCACCAGAUUCGCCAGGAUGUUUCCGGAGAUUAGGGGUUCACAGGUGCCGGUUGAUCUCCUUCUUUCUAUUUAUAUCAUUUUGACGCUGUUGUGCGAGCUCCUAAAUCGCCGCUUGGAUUGAUUUCUGGGGUUGGACCCGAAGUAGUUGAUGUUUUUUCGCCCUUUCGUACCGAACUUUAUUGGGUUCGUCGAUGUUGUGCUUUCGAUGUGUUGAUUGCCCUAAUUUGAAUCUGGGGCUUCUCUCUUGCAUUCUGUGUUGGAUUUUGGGCCUAUUUUGGACGAGGAUUUCAGUUUAGCUUCUUAUUGAAUUCCGGGAUCGGAUUCCUGAGGUUUUGCUGCUUGUUACGAAUAUCUUUAUGGAUUUGAAGGAGAAUCGUCCUUCGAUUAUUUUUCACUGUCGUGUUGUCCGACUAUAAGACUCUGGUGGAUUCUUACCGAAGUUUUAAUUGGCUUUGGAGUAGGAAGUGGUAGGUCAGUGAUGGAUCUGGAAUUCAAGGAAAACCAUUUGCAUCACCGUGGAGUGAUUUAGCAGAUGAAAAAUCACACUGGAAUUCUUGGUUUACUUAGAUUAUUUAAAUACUGGAAGGAAGUCUGCGAAUUGGCGAGUUGUCGAACUGCAGAUGAGUAAGUCAGAAUGAAUUGGCUUGAAAGAGCCCGUAGAUGGGAACCCCUGAUAAAAGGUUCUCCGAUCUCUUCCAUGCAGUGAAAUCCUUGAUUCCUCGAAGGACUGAACCAGCUAAUGUGUCGAGGGACUUUUGGAUGCCCGAUCAUAGCUGUAGAGUAUGUUAUGAGUGUGAUUCACAGUUCACUAUCUUCAACCGUAGGCACCAUUGUCGUCUAUGUGGGCGGGUCUUCUGUGCAAAGUGUACUUCAAAUGCCGUUCCAGUGACAUCUGAUGAACCAAAGAAUGCCCGGGAGGAUGGGGAGCGGAUUCGAGUUUGCAACUAUUGCUUCAAGCAAUGGGAAACACAGGUAGUGGCAGCCGGGAAUGGAGUUCAUCCAUCCAGUCCAGUCCUCAGUCCUUCCCUUUCAACCACAAGUUUGGCCAGUACCAAGUCCAGUGGCACUAAUAACAGCAGUUCUAUGACUGUGGGUUCUGUGUCAUAUUCUACUGGACUUUAUCAGCAAGGACCAUAUGGUUCUGGUCCUAGUCUCAGUCAGUCUGCUCAAAUGGAACCUUAUCUGGAUAAGCAAGAUAUGUUGACGCCAAAAAGGAACAUGGACUCAAUGGUGGAUGGACAAGAUACUUCUUGUAAUCAUUUUGGCUUUUGCUUGAACAGGAGUGAUGAUGAUGAUGAUGAGUAUGGUGCAUGCCGCUCUGAUUCAGAACCACGACGUUUGCAGAACUCUGAUGACUAUUAUGGUCCAGUUGAGUUUGAUGAAGUUGACCAGGGUUAUGGGUCUAAUAAUGUCCAUCCUGCAGAAGAAACUGUUGAUGCUAAAGACAAUUGCUCUUCAGUUUGUGAUAAUACAGAACUUCAAUCUGCUUUAGGUGUUGAUAAGAUGGAAGAACUAAGCCUUGAUAAUAGUGAUGAAUGUAAUGCUUCAUCCUCCAUAUAUGGCAUGAAAGGUGUAGAUGCAGAGCCUGUGGACUUUGAGAAUAAUGGACUACUUUGGUUCCCUCCUGACCCUGAAGAUGCAGAAGAUGAUAGAGAAGCCACGCUAUUUGAUGAUGAUGAUGAGGAGGAUGCUACAGGAGAGUGGGGAUAUCUACGCUCAUCAACCAGUUUUGGAAGUGGUGACUACAGAAGUAGAGUCCGAUCAAGUGAGGAGCAUAGGAAGGCCAUGAAAAGUAUUCUUGAUGGACAUUUUAGGGCUUUGGUAGCUCAACUUCUUCAGGUCGAAAAUCUACCCAUGGGUGAAGAAUAUGGCAAGGAGAGCUGGUUGGAGAUAAUUACAUCUUUGUCAUGGGAAGCAGCAACUCUUCUUAAGCCAGACACUAGCAAGGGAGGAGGAAUGGAUCCUGGUGGAUAUGUGAAAGUUAAAUGCCUAGCUAGUGGCCGCCGCAGUGACAGCAUGGCAGUGAAAGGAAUUGUUUGUAAGAAGAAUGUGGCUCAUCGUCGUAUGGCAUCAAAAAUAGAAAAGCCCCGUUUCUUAAUCCUGGGAGGAGCUCUUGAAUAUCAGCGAGUAACAAAUCUGCUGUCAAGUUUUGAUACAUUGUUGCAGCAGGAAAUGGAUCACUUGAAGAUGGCGGUUGCAAAGAUAGAUGCUCACCAUCCCAAUGUCCUUUUGGUAGAGAAAUCAGUGUCUCGUUUUGCCCAAGAUUAUCUGCUUGCCAAAAAUAUUUCACUUGUUUUGAAUAUUAAAAGGCCACUUUUAGAGCGUAUAGCUCGCUGUACUGGUGCUCAGAUUGUCCCUUCAAUUGAUCAUCUAUUAUCUCCGAAGCUAGGACAUUGUGACUUGUUCCAUGUGGAGAAAUAUUUUGAAGAGCAUGGAAGUGCUGGUCAGGGUGGGAGGAAAGCACUCAAGACUUUAAUGUUUUUCGAAGGAUGCCCAAAGCCCUUGGGUUGUACCAUUUUGCUUAAGGGUGCUAAUGGUGAUGAGUUGAAGAAAGUUAAACAUGUUGUCCAGUAUGGAGUAUUUGCAGCCUAUCACUUGGCCUUGGAAACAUCUUUUCUUGCAGAUGAAGGUGCCUCUCUUCCAGAGCUUCCCUUGAAGUCUCCCAUAACUGUUGCACUGCCAGAUAAACCAUCUAGUGCUGACAGGUCCAUAUCUACAAUACCUGGUUUCACUAUCCCUUCUGCUGGAAAGCUCCAAUCUGGUAGUGAUGUGCAAAGAACCAAUACGUCCGAUUCUAACUUAACAUGCGGCAACUUUGGAAAAGUGGAAGCAGUGGUGUCACCAUACUCAUAUGAAAAUCUUAAUUCCCAAACUGUGAAGUCUGCCUCUACCUAUCCUCCAUCCAUUGAUGUGAAUGACUUUCAUGUUGAAAGUACUAACUUUAUUGAACACGCUUUCAAACCACAUAGUAUGGAUGCUUUCCCCACUGCAAUGCAGCUGAAUGCUUGUCCUGGCUACUCUUCCUCCUGUGCUAAAUCAGUGAGGAACAAAGUGGGUUUCAUGGAAUGUGUUGAUAGAGAAACCGUCAGAACUGAUGACCAGCCACUUACUCGAGAUUCUACCAAUCCUUCUAGCUGUCACAACAGUUUGGAGACCUUAGAAAGAGGUGGCGUAGUGGCUGAGAAUACCCAAAUGGAUGCCGAAAAGAUGAUAAAAAUGCAACCAGGUUUGUCUGAUCUAGGAACUUCAUACCAAGAUAAUAGCCUUAGGGAUGAGCAUAUAUGUCCAAUGGAGGAAUUCCUCCCUUCUCCUUCUGAUCAUCAGAGCUUUUUGGUUUCCCUUUCUUCCCGCUGUGUAUGGAAAGGGACUGUGUGUGAGCGUGCGCAUCUAUUUCGUAUCAAAUAUUAUGGCAACUUUGACAAGCCUCUGGGAAGAUUUUUACGUGACCAUCUAUUUGACCAGAGUUACCGGUGUUGUUCCUGUGAGAUGCCAUCGGAAGCUCAUGUUCAUUGUUAUACUCAUCGCCAAGGCAGUCUGACAAUAUCUGUUAGGAAGCUGACAGAGUUUAGUUUGCCUGGAGAACGAGAUGGCAAAAUAUGGAUGUGGCACAGGUGCUUACGCUGUCCUCGGAUUGAUGGGCUUCCUCCUGCAACUCGAAGAGUCGUGAUGUCUGAUGCUGCCUGGGGUUUAUCUUUUGGUAAAUUUUUGGAGCUCAGCUUUUCAAAUCAUGCUGCUGCGAGUAGAGUAGCUAGCUGUGGUCAUUCUCUCCACAGGGAUUGCCUCCGCUUUUAUGGAUUUGGGAGAAUGGUUGCUUGCUUUCGGUAUGCGCCAAUCAAUCUUCACUCCGUUUACCUGCCGCCUCCAAAACUUGAUUUUAAUUACCAGCAUCAGGAGUGGGUAGAAAAAGAAGUAAACGAGCAGGUUGCUGAAGCAGCAGAACUUCUCUUCACUGAGGUACUCAAUGCUCUGUGCCAAAUUUCAGAGAGAAAGCCAAAGACAGGGUCUCUUGAUGGAAACAUGAAAGUUUCAGAGUUAAGAAGAGCCAUCGUAGAACUUGAAGGAAUUCUACAAAAAGAAAAAGCAGAAUUCGAGGAAUCUAUACAGAAAAUAAUGAAAAAAGAGACAAGGAAGGGAAAACCCUCAAUUGAUAUUCUUGAGGUCAAUAAACUACGAAGGCAAUUACUUUUUCAGUCAUAUUUUUGGGAUCAAAGAUUAAUAUAUGCUGCUGGUUCGCAUAAUGGUCGUCAUGAAGUGCUUAGUGGUUUCAUGAUAAGAAAUAAGGAGAAGCUCAACUGUACUGAAAAGCUAGUGGAUUUCAAUACAGCCCCCAGGUUGCAAAGAAGCUUCAUACGUCUGGAGACUGCUUCCCCCAGUUCCAGAGGUGAUGAAUCUAUUGUGGGCAGCACAUGUCCAACUGACCAUGAAGAGGGGCUUGACCAUUUUAACCAGCCUAAUGUAAGUCAGCAGAAAAGAAAUCAUGAGAAGGCUAAUAUUAAUGGAAAACGAAGCAAUGGUAAUCUGGCUACCAGCAUAAAUGCAGGUGACCAACUGGACCCUCUGGAACCUGGGCUUGGUGUCCGCAGAGUCGUCUCUGAUGGGCAGUUCCCAGUUAUGGCUGAUCUGUCAGACACCUUGGAUGCAAAGUGGAGAGGUGAAAAUGGCCCUGCACUUGCUGAUGCAAGCAUGUCCAAUGGAUCAGCCUCUGUAGAAGCUGAAACUACAGUGUCAGUAUUAGAAGAUUCUGAAGAACAAAGUCGAGCUGAUACAACUAAAUUAUUUGCCUCUGCUUUGCCUGCCAGGUGGAGAGACAGUUCAGAGGACCUAUCAAGCUCUAUUAAAAUGCCAUUUGUAAAUUUUUAUCGUGAUAUCAACAAGAAUUCAGGCAGUGCUCCAAGGUUCGGUGUUCUGAGUGAGUACAAUCCUCUCUAUGUUUCUUCAUUCCGGGAUUUGGUGUGUCAGGGCGGAGCGAGGCUGCUUCUUCCCAUUGGGGUGAAUGAUACUGUCAUCCCGAUUUAUGAUGAUGAACCGACGAGUAUCAUUUCAUAUGCGCUUGUAUCUCCUGAUUAUCAUUUUCAGAUGUCUGAAGAGUGGGAAAAAGCAAGAGAUGGCGGGGAUACUUCAUUUCCAUUGCCAAACUAUGACUCAGAAAAUUUUCAACCAUUUCAAUCAUUUGAUGAUGCUUCCUCAGAAAAUUUUAAAAGUUUCGGGUCAGUUGAUGAAAGCAUUUUAUCCUUGUCUGGAAGCAGGGCCCCCCUAGUUUUGGAUCCAGUUGCAUCUACAAAAGCAAUGCACAUCAGAGUCUCUUUUGGGGAUGAUGGGCCACUUGGAAAAGCAAAAUAUACAGUGACUUGUUAUUAUGCAAAAUCUUUUGAGGCUUUGAGGAGAAUUUGUUGUCCAUCUGAGCUUGGUUUUGUAAGGUCUCUCAGUCGAUGUAAGAAAUGGGGAGCACAGGGUGGAAAGAGCAAUGUUUUUUUUGCAAAAUCAUUGGACGAUAGGUUUGUUAUAAAGCAAGUAACAAAAACAGAGCUAGAAUCAUUUAUCAAGUUUGCUCCAGAGUAUUUUAAAUAUCUCUCUGAGUCAAUAAAAACUGGAAGUCCCACAUGCUUGGCAAAGAUUCUAGGCAUCUACCAGGUGACAAUUAAGCACCUGAAGGGUGGAAAGGAGUCGAGGAUGGAUUUGCUGGUUAUGGAGAAUCUUUUGUUUCGACGGAAUGUGACCAGGCUGUAUGACCUUAAGGGAUCUUCAAGGUCGCGGUAUAAUCCAGAUUCAAGUGGUAACAACAAAGUACUCCUUGAUCAGAACUUGAUUGAGGCAAUGCCAACUUCUCCAAUAUUUAUGGGAAACAAGGCAAAGCGGCUACUUGAAAGAGCUGUUUGGAAUGAUACUUCCUUUCUAGCAUCUAUUGAUGUCAUGGAUUACUCUUUACUGGUGGGGGUAGAUGAGGAGAAGCAUGAACUGGUUCUUGGAAUUAUUGAUUUUAUGAGGCAGUACACAUGGGACAAGCACCUAGAGACAUGGGUGAAAGCUUCAGGCUUCUUGGGCGGGCCAAAAAAUGCAUCUCCAACUGUGAUUUCACCCAAGCAAUACAAAAAACGUUUUAGAAAAGCAAUGUCUGCAUAUUUUCUUGUGGUUCCAGAUCAGUGGUCACCUCCUGCUGCCAUCCCAGGCAAGUCGCUAUCUGAACAGUCUGACCUUGGCCAGGAUAAUGUGCAAGGUGCCUCUCAAGAGUCAUGAGAUAUUUGUCUUGUAUAUUUUGAGAUGUUUGAUGAUAGAUGGCCCACAUUUUUUGGGUUCCUUUUCCAUGUUUUUAUCUCCUUUUUUCAUUUUGUAUGUGUAGAUUUGUAGAUGGCAUUCUCAUUUGUAAUCUUGCUUACAUUUGUGAAUUAUUUUUUAAAGAUGCAGAAGGCGGUUAGAUAUCAUGAGAAUUUCAAUCAAGGCAUAGUGUUAAAGAACUGCCGGAGAUAUGUACAUUAUGUUCAUGUGUUUUUUGCAGCAAUAUAUGGAAAUAAUACAUAUUUAAAUC
Molecule: messenger RNA, 6655 nt
Organism: Phoenix dactylifera (date palm)
Lineage: Eukaryota; Viridiplantae; Streptophyta; Magnoliopsida; Arecales; Arecaceae
Source: RefSeq, a predicted model, not a curated record